CUGCUCCUUUUAUUCGCGUCUCCUUUCAGCUAUAAACAGAAUAUUCUCCUUUAGCUUGCUGAUUCUAUAUAUUCUUCCUUGCUUUGAAGCUUUCUUUCAACACCUUUCCGCAACUACCCAUGGGGAACUGUCUUUCCUUCACUCCAUCUGCAAGUCCCAACGUUGUCUCCAAGAAAACCAAACCUUCGCCCAUUGAAACCUCCUUCAAGCUUCCCUCUCCAUUGCCAACUUGGCCACCAGGCGAAGGGUUUGGACAUGGAACCAUUGAUCUUGAUGGAUUACGAGUGUGCCAGAUUUCAUCACUCAACAAAGUUUGGGCCACCCAAGAAGGGGGACCAGAUGACCUCGGCGCUUCUUUCUUUGAUCCUUCGCAAAUCCCACAAGGAUUCUUUAUGCUGGGUAGCUAUAGCCAACCCAACAACAGGUCGCUUUAUGGGUGGGUUCUUGCAGGGAAAGAUGAGGUAGGGGGAGCCUUAAAGACACCACUUGAUUACACGCUUGUUUGGAGCAGUAAGUCUCUGAAAAUCAAGCAAGACGGCAUUGGCUACAUCUGGCUACCCACAGCCCCUGAUGGUUACACAGCCGUAGGCGUUGUCGUCACCAAUUCUCCCGAAAAGCCUUCCCUCGAAAAAAUCCGAUGCGUUCGAUCAGACCUCACCGACCAAUGCGAGGUUGACACUUGGAUCUGGGGACCUGGCAAACAAAGCGAUCCAAAUGGAUUCAACACAUUCAGUUUGAGGCCCAGCAAUAGGGGGAGGCAGGCUAUGGGUGUUUGUGUGGGCACAUUUGUGGCCCAAAACGGCAAUGCUACCCCUACUUCUGUAGCUUGCUUGAAGAAUGUGAGCUCCAAUUUAUCUUUUAUGCCUAAUCUAAACCAAAUUCAGGCAAUUUUUCAAGCAUACUCUCCCCGAAUAUAUUUCCAUCCUGAUGAAGAGUUCUUUUCGUCCUCAGUAAGUUGGUAUUUUAACAAUGGGACACUGUUAUAUAAGAAGGGAGAAGAGUCCAACCCUGUCCCAGUCGCAGCAACGGGCUCGAACCUUCCUCAAGGAGGUUCAAACGAUGGUGCAUACUGGCUGGACCUUCCUGUGGAUGAAAAAGCCAAAGAGAGAAUCAAGAAAGGAGAUUUACAAGAAACUGAAGUAUAUUUACAUAUCAAACCAAUGCUGGGAGCAACCUUCACGGACAUAGUUGUGUGGGUGUUUUGUCCUUUCAAUGGUCCUGCCAAGGCUAAAGUUGAGCUCAUCAAUGUUCCACUAGGAAGGAUAGGAGAACAUGUUGGCGACUGGGAGCAUUUGACAUUGAGAGUCAGCAACUUUAAUGGGGAGCUGUGGAGUGUUUUCUUCUCACAACACAGUGGGGGUUCUUGGUUCAACGCCUCAGAGCUUGAGUUUGAAAAUGGAAACAAAGCUGUGGGCUACGCAUCGUGGCACGGCCAUGCCAUGUAUUCCAGGCCAGGUCUAGUAUUACAAGGGAGUAAUGGGAUCGGAAUCAGGAACGAUACUGCCAAAAGUAAAAUGGUGUUGGAUACUGGAGCAAGAUUCUCGGUUGUUGCCGCUGAGUAUUUGGGCAAGGCUUUUAUCGAGCCUCCAUGGCUCAAUUACAUGAGGGAAUGGGGUCCAAAAAUUAGUUACGACAUAGCGGAGGAGAUAAAGAAAGUGGAGAAAAUAUUACCUGGAAAACUCAAAUCUGCUUUUCAGAAGCUUGUCAAUAACCUACCAAAUGAAAUUCUCGGGGAAGAAGGACCCACAGGUCCCAAACUGAAGAGAAACUGGAAUGGAGAUGAAGAUUGAAAUAUUAUCGAACGCCUCCAGAUAUGUUAUGCUAAUAAACAAUCAACAUAGAUCUGAGGAACCAACAAAAAUCAGAAUCGGUGUUAAUAUGUACAUGUAUACAUGAUUAAAACAAAAACACAAUAUAUACAUGUGUGUGUGUGACAUGGUAACAAGUUCUCAAAUUAUCCCUGGUUCUAUGUACUUGAUAUAUGUAGUGGCAAUGUGAUUCGUGAUGGUGUGUGCAUUAUUGCUUCUGUGAUUCAACAA
Hevea brasiliensis (rubber tree) is the source of this 2039-nucleotide messenger RNA. RefSeq lists its product as hypothetical. The record is from RefSeq and is a predicted model, not a curated record. The transcript is spliced from 2 exons. Bases 120 to 1790 code for a protein of 556 amino acids. NCBI's taxonomy places the organism in Eukaryota, Viridiplantae, Streptophyta, Magnoliopsida, Malpighiales, Euphorbiaceae.